Messenger RNA from Brassica oleracea var. oleracea, 2473 nucleotides. RefSeq names its product ABC transporter G family member 27. Gene Ontology annotation, cellular component: membrane. Gene Ontology annotation, molecular function: ATP hydrolysis activity; ATP binding; ABC-type transporter activity. The coding region runs from base 594 to 2393 and encodes 599 amino acids. The transcript is spliced from 11 exons. The record is from RefSeq and is a predicted model, not a curated record. Lineage: Eukaryota; Viridiplantae; Streptophyta; Magnoliopsida; Brassicales; Brassicaceae.
GGUGGUGAGGCUCUUAGCCGAGCCUCUAGUGCUUCCCUUGGACUUUCCUUCUCUUUUACUGGCUUUGCUGUGCCACAUGAAGAAGAAAUCAUUCCUUCAGAGCAAUCAUGCAGCAAUGAUGAUAACUUGGAAGAUAUUGAAGCAGCAACUAGUAGUGUGGUCAAGCUUCAAGAAGAACCAACCUUUCCAAUAUAUCUGAAGGCACUGAUGGAGAUAUGUAUCUUUUAUUUUUUCUGUCAACAUGGCGAUAUGUAUCUAAAUCAUCAAAACCACAAAAGUCCAUAGAAAUAUAUAUAUGAUUUUGAUGCCAUUGAUUAGUCCAACUUCAGUGGGUCUGUUGUAUCUCAUAUCAUGUUUUAUGUACAAGAAUUAUAAAUCCUCCCAUAACCAAGAAACAGUUUACAUUUAGUUUUUAUCAUCCGCAUUGCAUUAAGACAGAGCAUCAUGAAUAUUCCUAGACAAUGGAAACCUCUGUUUUGCCUUCUUUGUUGGUCUAACUUUGGUGCCCAAAAGUCCACGCUUAGGAGGCUCAACUACAGUUUACUGGUUCUUGGCAACAUGUGAAGCAGAGCUUCACGCUGGACCAAAAGGGUAUGGUUAUAUAUUUCAUAGACAUCACAUACAAGGUAACUUGUAAAGCAAUGACAUCAUCAUCAGGAAAGAGCAUCUUGAAUGGGAUUAGUGGUUCAGCCUAUCCAGGGGAGCUUCUGGCUCUCAUGGGACCUUCUGGAAGUGGCAAAACUACACUACUCAAUGUGCUUUGUGGAAGAUUUAAUCACCAAAACAUGGGUGGAUCGGUCAGCUACAAUGAUAAACCAUAUUCUAAGCACUUGAAAACCAGGAUUGGAUUUGUGACUCAAGAUGAUGUUCUGUUCCCUCACUUAACUGUUAAAGAGACACUAACCUACACAGCUCUUUUACGCCUUCCUAAGACCCUCACAAAGCAGCUGAAGGAGCAAAGAGCUAUCAAUGUUAUACAAGAGCUUGGCCUGGAAAGGUGCCAAGACACAAUGAUUGGAGGGUCAUUUGUGCGUGGUGUGUCAGGUGGGGAGAGGAAAAGGGUUUGUAUUGGGAAUGAGAUCAUGACUAAUCCUUCACUUCUUUUCCUUGAUGAACCCACUUCUAGUUUGGACUCUACUACUGCUCUAAAGAUUGUUCAGAUGCUACAAAGUAUAGCAAAGGCUGGGAAAACUAUAGUAACAACAAUCCACCAACCGUCAAGCAGGCUCUUUCACAGAUUCGACAAGCUGGUUGUACUCAGCAGAGGAAGCUUGCUUUACUUUGGGAAAGCAUCAGAAGCAAUGUCUUACUUCUCUUCCAUAGGUUGUUCUCCUCUACUCUCCAUGAACCCAGCAGAGUUCUUGCUGGACUUGGCAAAUGGAAACAUGAACGAUAUCUCCAUACCCUCAGCUCUUAAAGAGGAAACGAAGAUGGAAAAGUCUUGCAGAAAGAUAAGAUCUUCCAAGCCAACUCCUACAGUUGUAUAUGAGUAUCUUGAGGAGGCUUACAAGACACAGAUUGAAGUCAAGGAGAAGAAGAAACUUAUGGAACCAGUUCCUCUUGAUGAAGAAGUUAAACUGAUGAUAACUUGCCCCAAGCGAGAAUGGGGGUUAAGCUGGUGGGAUCAGUACUGCAUACUCUCUUUAAGAGGAUUUAAAGAACGUAAGCAUGACUAUUUCAGCUGGUUGAGAGUCACUCAAGUGCUAUCCACUGCCAUUAUCUUAGGUUUACUCUGGUGGCAAUCAGACAUUCAACAUCCCAAAGGUCUACAAGAUCAGGUAGGUCUACUCUUCUUCAUUGCUGUUUUCUGGGGAUUCUUUCCGGUAUUCACAGCGAUCUUCACGUUUCCUCAAGAGAGAGCAAUGCUGAGCAAGGAAAGAGAGUCUAAUAUGUAUAGAUUAAGUGCAUAUUUUGUGGCUAGGACCACAAGCGACCUGCCACUUGACUUGAUAUUACCUGUGCUUUUCCUGGUAGUUGUAUAUUUCAUGGCAGGAUUGAGACUAAGAGCUGAAUCCUUUUUCCUAAGUGUGCUCACAGUCUUCCUCUGCAUCGUUGCAGCUCAGGGACUUGGAUUAGCUAUAGGGGCAAGCUUAAUGGAUUUGAAGAAGGCCACAACUUUAGCAUCAGUAACUGUGAUGACUUUCAUGCUCGCUGGUGGCUACUUCGUAAAGAAAGUUCCGAUGUUUAUUGCAUGGAUACGUUACAUGUCAUUCAACUAUCACACAUACAAGCUCCUUGUCAAGGUUCAAUAUGAACAAAUCAUGCAGGAUGUAAACGGAGAGGAGAUAGUGAAUGGACUUAAGGAAGUGAGUGCUCUCGUAGCUAUGAUUAUUGGCUACCGUCUCUUGGCUUAUCUUUCUCUUCGAAGAAUGAAGCUCCACAUUUUAACUUAAAUUUACUUACAAAUAGGAAUUUAUAUAUAAUGUGUCCACUUAAUUUAUUAUCUUUGCUUGUUUAUAUAUAUUUCCACUUA